GCUUUGCUGCAUUAAAUUCUACCUAAUUUUACCAACUUGGAGCCGGGCGAUUUUAGGUGUAAUUUUGCAGGAUUUGUGCAACUUUAUUUGCAGGUCUUGGAUUUAUUUUUUUAUUUUUUUUGCUUUACUCCUCCUGUUCUCAUCUCAAAGGUGAGAGGCACUGCUGUUGCAGGAGAUGCUGGUGUGAAUGGGCUGAUCCAGUUGCAAAAAGUGGAGCUGCAGGAGAUAGAAGGACCGCAAGGAAGGAACUACUUGGGGGCAACUGUGCUGCAUAAAACUUUAUUCUAAGUUGACUUUUUGUAUGUUUUAGUCAGUAUUAGCAGAAGUAAGCACGUGUGGUAAAAGCCCUGCAGUUUUUCUUUCCUUUUUCUGAGUGACUUCAUCCAUCACCAGCACCGUGCGCCCUGGUGCGCCUCACCGAUCCAACAGACGUCUCCUCUCCUCUCCGCGGCAUCAUGUGGAUUAUUUUGGCGUUUAUUCUGGCUGCUGCGGGUCCUGAUGGGAGCUUCGGCUGUCAGUUGCCCCACGACUGGAGACCGCAGACUGAAGCGUGCCGUGCCGAGCUGGCGGAGAUCAUCGUCUUUGCCAAGGUGCUGGCGCUGCACAAGGAGUCGUACAGCGUCUAUAACUACCUGCCGUGGCAGCACGACUCCGACCUGCUCUACUCGGCCGAGAUCGAGCUGCUGUGCGACCAGGCGUGGGGCAGCAUGCUGGAGGUCCCCGCCGGCUCCAGGUUCAAUGUGAGCGGCCUGGGUUACUUCCCCUGCUUCUCCUACAGCGUCACCAAAGACAACAACUACUACUUCUUCCUCAGGAUGGAUGAGAACUACAAUAUCGUCCCCCAUGGAGUGAACUUCCAGGACCCCAUCUUUCCAGACACAACUGACAACCACCGCAUGUUUGCAAGCCUCUUCCAGUUUUCCAACUGCACACCAGGAACCCAAGUCCAUACCUUUACCCCAGAGUGGGAGGCUCAGGAGGACAGCCGGUUGUUGUGCUCCACGGUGCAGAAAGCUCUGUUUGAGGAGGAAGAGAGGGUGAGGACUCUCUCCCAGAAAGUUCGUACCUUGGAGAAAGCCAAUGGCCACCUGAGGGAAAAGGUGAAGACCAUGAAACGUCUGCUACGUCAGGCCCAACGAGAAACAACAAAGGAGCAACAGACCCUCAACCUCAAGCAGCUCUACGAGUCAAAGACGCCCCAAAGUCACCUUGAUCAGGACACAACCCAGGACCAGAAGACCCAGCCACUUAAAAAGGUCCUCUCUAAGAAGCUAAAAAAAUAGAGUUUUCACCCUACUUUGUUCUGUGUUAAGCGAAUUUUGCUCCUUUUGAAGCGUCAGUGGCAGAUCAGACUGAAAAGAUAGUGAGCGAAAAGUUGGGUGAGGUAACAGCUACAGCAGAAAUCCUUAACAGUUCAGAUCAAUUAAAGCUGCAGUAGGCAGGAAAAGAACUACAAGCUCAGAAUGUAACUUGAUGCUGAAGCAAUUGCAAUGUUUUCUCCAUUGUGGAAAUGCUUUGCUGAUACUGACAAGCAUUUUACUGUGUUUAUUGUCAGAGUCUUACAACCUCAUUUUCAUGAAUCCUUUGUCCAUUUUUUAGGAUGGUAUUACUUGUUGGUGCCAAUGCUGGUUUUGCAAGUUUUCUUGCAGGAUUUUGUCUGAAGGACAAGCAUUUGCAUUUAUAAACAAGUCAAUAGGAAUAACACCCCCAAAUCUCCCGUCACCGGUUAGAUUUUCUAAAGUCUGUUCCCCUUAGACAACUUCAAUUACAAUUUUCUAGGUUUUUGCUCAGUCAAGCCAAAACAACACUACCCAUCCGAGCUUUGUCGUUUUUAUUUGUGCCAUUGAUACUACGCUACAAAGUGCCUUUUCUUUAAAUAAUUAUUCUCUCUGAAUAACUGUUGCUGCUGUCUGUCCCCCAACUUUUACAACUGUUUUUGUUUCUCUGUUAGGUGACAGCACAAACAUUCUCCAGAUAUUCAAAAGCUCAUUGUUUAUAGCUGAUGGAUGCACUGUUGAAACAACACAUACAUAAUGUCAGAACAUUGGAAAUUGAAUAUCUCCUGUGAUAUAACUGUUUUUUCUGUGCUGGACACAUCAUGCAUAGUGUUAAUACUAGCAGUAUGUACUUUUGAAAUACUUUCAAAAUGCUUAAAAUCAGACUUUGCCUUUUGCGACUCCACAUUUAUACAAUAUGUCAAAAAUCUAUUCUAAUUAUUUCUAAUUUCCAAAAGUAGUAGGGUGUUAACACAUUUUGUGGAUUGAAUGGUGUCAAAUAAAAAACUUUAUUUUUUUACCUCUUAAAAAAUGUAUGGCAUUAGGUUGAUUUUGGAUGCUUAAAAAAUAUUUGAUGUGCAAGGUUGUGAGCUACAGUAAGUGUGUGUGGUGUAAGUGGAAAUACAUAAUAAUCUGAUUGCGUAUGUAAGUUUAACUACAGAGGAACAGAGGAUGUACCAAAAUCACAUUAUACCAUACUUCUUCACCUGUGCAGUGAUGCAUUGAAUUCAGUGAAUUUUUCCCAGGAGUGUAUUUUGUCUACAUUCCACUUUGUUCAAAUGAUUUUUCUGAAUCAAAGUUUCAUAUUUGUAUUUGAAUGCAGGGUGCUGAGCACCUAUAAAGUCCGGCCUGUGAGCCCGACAUGGUACAGGAUUGGCAUUUUCUGUGUCAAAAAUGAUUUGCUUAUAUAAUAAAUUCUGUAUUUUAUCUUGUUAUUAUUUUGCCUUCUAUAAACUAUACACAUCUGGCUUGCUUUGCUAAUAGUAUUAUCAGUUUUGUAAUAGUUGCUGUUCCAUUUUUUAAAAUAAAUUAACUUUUACUAAA
This is a messenger RNA of Amphiprion ocellaris (clown anemonefish), 2819 nucleotides long. It is a transcript of the gene ccdc3b, whose product is annotated as coiled-coil domain containing 3b. NCBI's taxonomy places the organism in Eukaryota, Metazoa, Chordata, Actinopteri, Pomacentridae. The transcript has 3 exons. Gene Ontology annotation, biological process: negative regulation of gene expression. Gene Ontology annotation, cellular component: extracellular region. The coding region runs from base 456 to 1283 and encodes 275 amino acids. The record is from RefSeq and is a predicted model, not a curated record.